CAAAGUAGAUGUGUGUCAGAUUGUCAAGUAGGUACUGAAGUCGUUCUGUAGUUUAAGACGUACAGUAGUAUCUUGGAUACAACAUGCUUAACGAAAUCUGCAAUUUGCAGAGCUUUACGCUCGAAAAGGUUUCUAUUGUAGCUUUUUGAGAUGGGCUCUCAAAAGAACAAGAUGUGAAAGAAAGUCCAUUUUUGUUUUAGAUGGGAACCAGAAGAGAUCGCCAAAUUAGUCCGAUUCCAGCCAAUAAAAGAGUUUUAAGAAUUAAGUCCCUUUUUGCUUUUUUCGCUGACUUAGGAUUUGAGCCAGCUUUUUUCUUCCUUUUCUUUCACUUGCUGCAUGCCUACUAUCCCAGCGACACGUCUAAAAGUGUUUGAAAGGGUACAGGACGAUUCAAUACAAUGGUCUUUGCUACAAAGUUAUUAUACAAAACCUGAUAGAAAUGAUGGAAUUAGUGUUGUAAGCAGUAAACGUCACCAUUACACCAAUGAAACGACAGUGACAACUGCAGAUACAGCAAAAAGAUUUAUCAAAAUAGUUUGCAUGUUCGACGAUAUCAAGGCACCUAAUGUACGUAUUUGUGCACAAUAUUCUGGCGGGCAGAAAAACCUAGAAUUGAACAAACUUGUUGCCGAGAUCAAACGGAUGCACAAAAGCGUCGCUUUUGAUCCAUACAAAUUCAUUGAUGACAUAAGUACUACUACUAUCAGUACCCUCAGAUUAUUGACCACUUAUUUUCAACUUGUUGCACGUUUAUCACAAGAAUUGAUCGUGUUGAACUUGUCGAUCUUAUUAGAAAGAAUACAUGAUAAUGUUUUGGAUGAGACACUAUUAGAACUAUUGUCACUCGGCGAAGAAAACAUAUGUAAAGCAUAUAUUGAAUCAAUGAGAGAAGAUAUAAUAAAGUCUUACUUUAUUAAGGAUGGAGAGCGCUUUUUACAGUGGAAGCAGCCUAUCAGUAUUGAUCGCGUGAAACGACUUUCUAUUAUUUUGACAUACUAUUAUGAGGUUAGAAUCUGUCACAAUAACCAAAACACCAGUACAAAACGAGAUCAGCUACAGUCGCUUUUGUUAGACUUUCUCCGUCUUCAAAAAAAUGGUCUUGCAGAAUAUUUCACCCAUGGCAUUUUAACUACGUCCACUCUCAUAACAGCUUCUAUGAAGCAAAUAAACAAAAUAAAAUAUCAGCUCAUCAAUACCUUCUCUAAACAGCAACAUAUGAAUGAUACGCUAGUGAUGAGGAUCCCUCUAUUUCUCCUAGUAUCUCAGUGGUUUUAUGAAUUUUCUGACGUGCAGCAGCAGCAGCAGCAGUCUGCUAGUUUUAGUACCGCGACUAAGAUGGAUGAAGAGAUUUUAAGGCUUACAGAGUUCAUACUAUAUAUCAUACAACUGAAUCAAACAGUGUUAGAUUCCAUUAUACCCAAUUUACAAAAAAUUUCACCUAUACCGGCCGUAGAUGAUCUAAUGGAUCCAUCUUUUCUUUUAUACACUUUCUAUUUCGGCUGUCAACAACUCGUAAGUCAAGGAAAAGCGAUAGUACUAAUUUCAAAUUCAAUGGACGUUAUCAAGAAUUCAUUAAUGCUUAGCCUCGAGUUUGAAGAUGCUACAGUAGAAGAAAACGAUAACCCCCUGGCAUCAACGGCUUUUCUCACAAUAGCUCAGUUUGCUUUGCAUCAGAUACACAACAGUACAGGGCUCACUUACGCAGACUGGUUCUCAACUACUUUAAUCCAACCUAGUACUUCUAUCUUUAACAAAUUGAGUGACAGUUCAUCAAAUGUACCACAGUCGUUGACAAACAAAAGAAAAAAAGCAUUUAUCACUUUCAUGCACCACUUACAACGCAUGAUUCCUCAUGAGUCUCUUCCAGCUAUCCUACAAAUACAUGGCAAAGUCAUAUCGCAAUGGAUCGAAGAAUCCAACCCCAAGAGUAAAGAAAUAAUGUACAGUUACCUAACAGCAGUACGGAAACGGUUAAAAGAUCUAGAUUGUCAGAGUACUUUAGAGCAUAGUCCCGCUCAAUUGUCCACUCCUAUAGCUUCUGAUGCGAAUCUGCUGAAACUGUCUGAAUAUGCUUCGACGGAAAAGAUAGCAACGACAUUUUCAUCACCUAAUGCGAAAAAUCAGCAAUCUAUCGAAAAUAGAACAAUAGAGGAUAUUUUGACAGAGUUCAUAAAGAAAGAUUGUAAGGUGGUACCAGCUCCAAUCAUGCAGGCAUCCAUCUUCAAGCAAUUAUGGUUUAGAAACACAUUUUUACCAAAGAUAAUCGAAUGGCAAGGACCUUGUUCUGGUAGAAAUAUGAACGAUCAGAGUCGGAACGAGCUCUUGGAGGCAAAAUACAAAUUUUUGACAGCCUUGAAGCUGAAGGGAAAAAUACCAGAUUCAUUAUUUGAAAAAUAUUCUUUACAGUCAGGGGCAAAGGUUAAGAAAGGAAGGCGCAAAUAG
Molecule: messenger RNA, 2442 nt
Organism: Mycotypha africana
Lineage: Eukaryota; Fungi; Mucoromycota; Mucoromycetes; Mucorales; Mycotyphaceae
Exons: 4
Coding region: 337-2442 (701 amino acids)
Source: RefSeq, a predicted model, not a curated record